AUGGCAGGUCCCAACACGGUUCAGUUCCUGGGUAUCAGUAAGUCCUUAGGCACAGCCCAGACCUCAGGCACACAGCAGGACCCAACCUCAGGAGUGAAAACCCAGUCCAGAAUGCCUGUGGGCGGGGAAGAACUCUGGUGGACUCUGGAUUUGCCCAGGUGUGUCUCCAGGAACCAGGUGUCCUCAGUCAGUUAUUGCCAUGGACACAGGCAGUAUCUCACCUACAACUCGGAUCCCGGGGAUUUGUUCUAUUCUGAUGCCCUUAUUGAGGAUUCCAAGCUGGUGGUGCUGACCGUGCGCAACUACUCCCGCUGGCAGGAUGUGUCCAUGCACAGGAUGGAGAUGAUCAGCCACUUCUCCGAGCGGCGCUUUCUGCAGGAGGUGGACUACCUGGUGUGUGCAGAUGUGGACAUGAAGUUCCAAGACCACGUGGGUGUGGAGAUUCUCUCAGCACUCUUCGGUACCCUGCAUCCUGGCUUCUACAGAAGCAGCCGAGAGGCCUUUACCUAUGAGCGCCGGCCGAAGUCCCAGGCCUACAUUCCCCGGGACGAGGGUGACUUUUACUAUGCAGGAGGCUUCUUUGGGGGGUCAGUGGUGGAGGUACACCGUCUCACCAAGGCCUGCCAUCAGGCUAUGGUGGAGGACAAGGCCAAUGGCAUCGAGGCCGUCUGGCAUGAUGAGAGCUAUCUGAACAAGUACCUGCUGUACCACAAGCCUACAAAGGUGCUGUCCCCAGAGUAUGUGUGGGACCAGAAGCUGCUGGGCUGGCCCUCCGUCAUGAAGAAGCUGAGAUAUGUGGCUGUGCCCAAGAACCAUCAGGCAAUCAGGAACAGAUAGCUGAAUUCCUGUUGGAGAGGCCAGGCUUAUAUCCAGGGUCACUCCAGGCUGUGUGGAACUGGGAAUAUUUGAGAGAGAUUUAUGAAGUGUCCCCAUCUACCCCCACUUCAGGGUCUAGCAGGCCCAGUACCACUUGUC
Messenger RNA from Alexandromys fortis (reed vole), 975 nucleotides. Its product is annotated as histo-blood group ABO system transferase 1-like. Gene Ontology annotation, molecular function: glycoprotein-fucosylgalactoside alpha-N-acetylgalactosaminyltransferase activity. Gene Ontology annotation, biological process: carbohydrate metabolic process. The record is from RefSeq and is a predicted model, not a curated record. Bases 1 to 837 code for a protein of 278 amino acids. NCBI's taxonomy places the organism in Eukaryota, Metazoa, Chordata, Mammalia, Rodentia, Cricetidae. Gene Ontology annotation, cellular component: vesicle; Golgi apparatus; membrane. The transcript has 3 exons.